Octodon degus (degu) is the source of this 2316-nucleotide messenger RNA. It is a transcript of the gene Tpd52, whose product is annotated as tumor protein D52. The record is from RefSeq and is a predicted model, not a curated record. Lineage: Eukaryota; Metazoa; Chordata; Mammalia; Rodentia; Octodontidae. Bases 92 to 832 code for a protein of 246 amino acids. Gene Ontology annotation, cellular component: cytoplasm. The transcript has 8 exons. Gene Ontology annotation, biological process: B cell differentiation.
UUGCUCAGCCCAAGGGACUGAGGCUGCAGGGACCCAGGCUGCAGGGGGAGCUCCGGCAGCCAGAGAGCCAUGCGCUCUGCCUCUGCCUGGAAUGGAGCACGGAGACGCCGGCUUGUAUGAAGAAUACCAGUCCCCUUUUGAUUUCAAUACAGGAGUGCACAAAAGCUACCUCUACCUGUCCCCCAGUGGGAAUUCGUCUCCACCCGGAUCACCGACUCAGAAAUUUGGUUUGCUGAGGACAGAUGCAGUACCUGAAGAAGGAGAAGAUGCGGCAGCCACCCUCAGCACCACCGAGACGCUCUCAGAAGAGGAGCAGGAGGAGCUGAGAAGAGAGCUGGCAAAGGUGGAAGAAGAAAUCCAGACUCUAUCUCAAGUGUUAGCAGCAAAAGAGAAGCAUCUAGCAGAGAUCAAACGGAAACUUGGGAUCGGUUCACUACAGGAGCUAAAGCAGAACAUUGCCAAAGGGUGGCAGGAUGUGACGGCCACGUCAGCAUACAGGAAGACCUCUGAAACAUUAUCGCAGGCUGGACAGAAGGCUUCAGCAGCCUUUUCAUCUGUUGGCUCUGUCAUCACCAAAAAGCUGGAAGAUGUAAAAUUGCAGGCCUUUUCGCAUUCCUUUAGUAUACGCUCCAUUCAACAUUCAAUUAGCAUGCCUGCUAUGAGAAACUCCCCAACUUUCAAGUCAUUUGAAGAAAAGGUUGAAAACUUAAAGUCUAAAGUAGGGGGAACCAAGCCUGCUGGCGGUGAUUUUGGAGAAGUUUUGAAUUCAGCUGCAAAUGCUAGUGCCACCGCCACGGAGCCGCCUCCAGAACAGACACCGGAGAGCCUGUGAGAUUGCUACCUUUGUUCCACUACCCACUGCCAGAUGCUGCAAGCAAGAUCCAAGCACAUCUUGUCAACAUUCAUUGCUAUGGAUUUCUACCAGAUGUGCUUUUAUUUAGCUUUACAUAUUUCUUUGACCAAAUAGUUUGUGAGUUAAACAAAAUGAAAAUAUCUUCACCUCUACUCCUAGGAAACAUCCUGAAUAUGUAUUCAAGGCCCUACAUUUAGGGAAAUACUAUUAUGCAGACAGAGGUAGUACCUGGAGGCACUUGCUAGAAUGAUCUGAGAAGCUGAAGAUGAUUAUAGUUGCUUUUCCUACUUUACAAAAUUGCUCUGCAUCUGAGAUGCUACUUGGAUCUUUGUCUUCUAGAUGAUUUUUUCCCCCUUCUUUGACUCUGUAUAUUUGAUUGCUAAUUCAAAUUGUUGUUUUAAUUUUUCUGAAUCUUGGUUAUUAAAAGUUUCUCUGCUGUUUUAUUUACAUUUAAGUGAAGAACUUACCAGCUACAAAAAUUUUGUUUCUGAAUAAACUGUUUUUGUAUAAGGUACUUAUCUUGGGUGUGUGAAGAUACCAGAAUGAAGUAAAGAACUUUAAAUCCAAUUUGUUAUAGUUGUGUAACAGUAUGUACAGUAAUUCCAACUACUGGGUGACUUGGGAGUGGGACCUCCCCAUAUCCUUAACUGCCAUUUAUGACUAUAACCAUUUUAGCAUUAUUGUUAUUAUGCCACUUAUAUCAAUUUUUGACAAUACUAACAUUUUAAUUUCAGAGUAAAUGGACAGUUGACCAAAUAAUAAGUCAAGCGUAUCAGUAGGUUUAAAUAUGAUUGUGCUUAUCAAUGUUUUAUUCAAACACCUGAACUAUUUUAGGUCUUGAUGGAUGUAAACAUGGCAAGAUCAAUUACAUUAGGGAAAGUAUUCUUAUCUCCAUUUAAUCUAUUUAGCACCUUUUAAAAAAGCACAGUUACAUGACAUAUAACUUGAACAUUUUUAUAUUAAGGUAUUGCUGAUAACUCCAGAGGGUGUGAUUUAUUUAUAAAAAUCAAUUCAUCAUUCCCUACUUGUUUGCAGUGUUGGAAAUGGUACCAUAGACACUGUUCCUGUUUUAAAAAAUGAUACCCAGGCUAGUGAAUCAAAUCCUCUGCAUAGAGGCCAAGGUACUUUGAUAACUACUGACUUAUCUCCACUACCAUUUCCUUAUGCUAUACAUUUAUAGCCUAUAAUGCUAUCUGUUAUGUAUCAAGUUGUGACUGUUUUAUUGUUUAUGCCAAAUGUUAACUGCCAAGCGUGGAGUCACUUAGGGCAAUUUUUUAAUAGCAUGACUAGAUUUACUUCAAGAUAAAUUCUUCUAAAAACCAAAUUUAAAAAGCAACAAUGUUGAUUGUUAUGAAAUGACAUGCUGCCAUUCUUGACUGCUAGAGCUUUUGUUAGCACUUUAGAUGCAACUGAAACUAUGCUCAAUUACAUGUGCAAAGCUUAAUAAAUUCUGCGUAUCAGUA